Molecule: messenger RNA, 963 nt
Organism: Rotaria sordida
Lineage: Eukaryota; Metazoa; Rotifera; Eurotatoria; Philodinida; Philodinidae
Source: the annotation of a GenBank genome assembly
AUGUCUUAUCCACCAUUUGAAUUAGGCAAAAGCCGUUAUGAUCUCAAUACUUAUUGGGGACGAUUUUUACAUUUUAUGAAUAUUAUUGAUCCACGAACAUUAUUUGUCAGCAAUUCUAAAUUAAAUGAAUGUCAGCAAUUACUUGAACAAUAUCAAUCAAAAACUUUACCACCAGGUAUUACUGACAAAGAUUUAUGGGAAGCACAAAAAGUCGUACAAGCUAUUCUUCAUCCUGAUACAGGACAUAAAAUUUUUAUGCCGUUUCGAAUGGCAGGAUAUGUACCAUUUGGUACACCAAUUGUUGUUGGUCUUCUUAUGCCAGAUCCAACACUCAAACAAAUUAUUUUUUGGCAAUGGCUGAAUCAAAGUCAUAAUGCUGGUGUCAAUUAUGCAAAUCGAAAUGCAACACAACAUACACCUGUAUCGAAAUUUGCUAUUGGAUAUUUAAGUGCAGUUACUGUUUCAGUUUCAAUUGCUGUUGGUCUUACUAUGGCUAUUCGUCGAGCAAAAUCACUUCCACCAACACUUAAAACAGUUGUACAACGAUUUGUUCCAUUACCUGCUGUCGCAUGUGCAAGUACAUGUAACGUUCUUUUUAUGCGUUUUCACGAAUUGUAUGAAGGCAUCGAAGUACUUGAUGAACAAAAUAAACCAAUAGGUGUAUCAAAAUUAGCAGCUAAAAAAGCUUUAACUGAAAUGGCAAUGACACGUGCUUUUCUACCAGUACCAAUUCUUUUCUUUCCACCUGUUAUAAUGUUAGCAUUCGAAAAAAAUCUACUUCGUCGUUUUCCACGUCUUAGUUUACCAUUAAAUACACUUGCAUGUACACUUUCAUUUGGCUUAGCAUUACCAAUGUCAAUAGCAUUAUUUCCACAAAAAUCUAAAGUGGCUACUAAUGAACUUGAAAAAGAAAUUCAAGCAAAAACACAAUUACCUUAUGUUUAUUUUAACAAAGGACUAUAA